This is a messenger RNA of Anthostomella pinea, 381 nucleotides long. Lineage: Eukaryota; Fungi; Ascomycota; Sordariomycetes; Xylariales; Xylariaceae. The record is from the annotation of a GenBank genome assembly.
AUGGACCGGCCGUCAGGGAAUACAUAUGUAGCGGGUCAGAUGGAAGAAAAGGAGCUGCUUAAGAAAGAGAAGAAGAAGGGAGGCCUAAGCAAGGAGCAAGGAAAGAAGCUUGCAACCUACGAGACUAAACAUGCGAAGUUUGUUAACGUCCAGAUCAACGAGCUUCUGCGGGUCAUUGAACUGGACUCAGGUCCCUCGCCCGCGAAUGGAGAUGACGUUGUGCCGAGAGAGGCGCCGACAAGCACCGAGACGCAGAUGGCCAUCGUCAUUCCUUGCCCGAACGAGUAUUAUCACACCAUUGAGGGUGUUCUCAUGGGCAUUCCUUAUGAUUGCCUAGGAAUCCUUGUCUCGAAAAAUUCAAGAUUCCCGGUAGACCGCUAG